AUGGAGUUGCUGGAUGAUGGGGGUGAUGUGGUGAUAGGGGGUUUUAGUGAUGAUACGGGCAGCAGAGUUCUGGACCAGUUGGAGUUUAUGGAGGGACUUUUGAGGGAGGCCGAAAAGAAGAGAGUUGUAGUAGUUAAUCCGGGAGGUUGCAAGGCUGUGAACAAGGAUGGAGGCAGUAUGGGGGACAUAAAGAAAGGAAGCAAUAUGAUGAAUAUGGCUUCUUCAAGCAGCAACCCCUUCUGGAUACCCGAGAACUUUUCGGAGUUGUGGAACCAGAAAAAGGAAGAGAAGAAAAAGAAGCAGAGAGAGCAGCUCUCUCUGAAAGUGCACGAGAAGGGCCUGAAAACCAUGGAGAAAAGGUCUGCGGUCGUGGCACGCUGUUUAAAGGACAUCCUGGAGGAGGAGGAGGAGAAGAAGGGAAUAAGGCGUGCUGAUGGUGCACCAGAGAUAUACAAACCACAGUGCGACAACAUGGAGACUGUCAGCGCCUUCAGCAAGAUGCAGGAAGAGAUUUGUCGACUGAAGGAGUCUAUUGCAGCAGGGCAAGAGAGGCUUCAGAGACUGAAAGAGCAGAUACGCUUGAACAAAGAAGAGACGGCAAAGGAAGACGAUUGCUUUACUGAAGAGGCCUUUGUGAAGUAUGUCGAGGAGGAGGAGAAGAAGAUGUUGCUGGCUUUAAGGAUAGCUGAAAAAGAAACCAAGGCCUUACUGGAGACAAAGGAACUGAUCCGGAGGACAAAUGCGGAAAUUGUGAAAGUUAAAAAGGAUAUCGUCAUGUACGAGGAAAUGCUGAAACACGAUCAAAAGUGCCAGGAUUUCCUCUGGAAGAUCACGCCCUUUGAGUGGCAAGAGAAGCAGAAAGCCAAGGAGCAGGAGAUUGAGGAGGCUGUUGCAGAAGAGAAGGAACCAGCUACAGAAGGUCAAACCCAUGGGGUUGGUCCAGCGCUUCCCCAAGAGCAGCAGGGUUUUGGUGCCGAGCUCUUCUUCAAGAACUGUGCCGAACAGGAGAAGAUGCCUCAAGAGAAUGAGGGGAACCAGGAGAAACCUGAGAUGUACUUCAAGGAUUGUGGGCAGCUGCUGAACAUCAUGGCAGACAUGGAUGACAAGACCAAUGAUCUGUUUAAGGCAUUAGAGGAGAUUGAGAAGACUGUGAUGAGCUACAGAGAAAGAAUGAUCAAAGAGAAAGAGCACAUGAAGCAGGAGAACGCUCAGAUUAUUGAGGAGAUUCAGAAGAUAAAGAUGAGCAUUUGUGAAAAUGAACAGAGUACAAUAAACUUAAAACAGGAAGUCCAACUUUUUAAUCUAAGAGAAGACCAAACUAAAAAAACGGAUGAAUCCCUGGAUCACUUGCACAAUAAGCUAAUCAAGGUGUACACUGCCUGCAUGGAUGUUUCAGAGCAAGCUUUUUUCCUCAGCUCACGUCAGCUGCUUGCGGCCAUCGAGUUGUACUUGCACAACCUGCUGGAAAAGUUUGAAGGACUUACAGAAGAGGAAUUAAAAACCGUAAUGAAGGAGUACUUCAGAGAAAGGAUGGUCAGGGAUAGAAAGGAAAAAGAAAGGCUGAAGAUGAUAGCCGAGGAGGAAAGGCGGCAACAACGUGCUGCAGCGAAGCAAGAGCGAGCUCUGUUAGAGUGUAAGAAACCUAAGGGAAAGAGGCUCAUGUGGCGGUCCUACAUAGAGAAGAAAGGCUCCAAAGGAGAAGAAAGUAAAUCCAGACUUGUCAAGAAGGAGGAUGAACUUGAAAGCUACUUCUUCAGAGAGUAACACUAUACUAAGCUGAUCCGGCCCGCUUUCUGGAUGACGUUGAGUCGAGCAACACGGUUCAGCUGCUAGAUCGUCCUCAGACACAGCUACAGUCAGACUGUCUUCAUGCUCUUCACUCAGCACCAAGAGGAAGGUUCAGACCCUGAGUUACCAGGAGGGCGUGAGCUCAGGGUGUCCAUCAGCUGGAGGUCGGCCUGAGCUUUUACAGCUCGGAGACUUAUGAGGUCGGAUCAGCGUGGGCUCAGAACUAAGUCCGCCAGUCAGGCUCGUCACAGGCAGAGCUUCACACUGGACAAGCCUUCAGUAAGGGAAGGGAAAGACCUGGGCAGUGAUGUUGCUAAAGUCUGGAAUCCAAGGCAAAAUGUGCAGAAAACCAUAUUUAAAAAUCCUCACCCUAGUUAUAGCGAUAUCAGUUUGUUCUGACGUAAUUCCCUUACUGACUU
This is a messenger RNA of Neoarius graeffei (lesser salmon catfish), 2207 nucleotides long. RefSeq names its product cilia- and flagella-associated protein 100-like. The transcript has 15 exons. Lineage: Eukaryota; Metazoa; Chordata; Actinopteri; Siluriformes; Ariidae. Bases 1 to 1764 code for a protein of 587 amino acids. The record is from RefSeq and is a predicted model, not a curated record.